Molecule: messenger RNA, 1170 nt
Organism: Naegleria fowleri
Lineage: Eukaryota; Heterolobosea; Eutetramitea; Acrasida; Naegleriidae
Exons: 1
Source: RefSeq, a predicted model, not a curated record
UCCAAACCCAAACCCAAACCCAAACCCAAACCCAAACCCAAACCCAAACCCAAACCCAAACCCAAACCCAAACCCAAACCCAAACCCAAACCCAAACCCAAACCCAAACCCAAACCCAAACCCAAACCCAAACCCAAACCCAAACCCAAACCCAAACCCAAACCCAAACCCAAACCCAAACCCAAACCCAAACCCAAACCCAAACCCAAACCCAAACCCAAACCCAAACCCAAACCCAAACCCAAACCCAAACCCAAACCCAAACCCAAACCCAAACCCAAACCCAAACCCAAACCCAAACCCAAACCCAAACCCAAACCCAAACCCAAACCCAAACCCAAACCCAAACCCAAACCCAAACCCAAACCCAAACCCAAACCCAAACCCAAACCCAAACCCAAACCCAAACCCAAACCCAAACCCAAACCCAAACCCAAACCCAAACCCAAACCCAAACCCAAACCCAAACCCAAACCCAAACCCAAACCCAAACCCAAACCCAAACCCAAACCCAAACCCAAACCCAAACCCAAACCCAAACCCAAACCCAAACCCAAACCCAAACCCAAACCCAAACCCAAACCCAAACCCAAACCCAAACCCAAACCCAAACCCAAACCCAAACCCAAACCCAAACCCAAACCCAAACCCAAACCCAAACCCAAACCCAAACCCAAACCCAAACCCAAACCCAAACCCAAACCCAAACCCAAACCCAAACCCAAACCCAAACCCAAACCCAAACCCAAACCCAAACCCAAACCCAAACCCAAACCCAAACCCAAACCCAAACCCAAACCCAAACCCAAACCCAAACCCAAACCCAAACCCAAACCCAAACCCAAACCCAAACCCAAACCCAAACCCAAACCCAAACCCAAACCCAAACCCAAACCCAAACCCAAACCCAAACCCAAACCCAAACCCAAACCCAAACCCAAACCCAAACCCAAACCCAAACCCAAACCCAAACCCAAACCCAAACCCAAACCCAAACCCAAACCCAAACCCAAACCCAAACCCAAACCCAAACCCAAACCCAAACCCAAACCCAAACCCAAACCCAAACCCAAACCCAAACCCAAACCCAAACCCAAACCCAAACCCAAACCCAAACCCAAACCCAAACCCAAACCCAAACCCAAACCCAAACCCAAACCCAAAGUUUAG